AAAUUCAUUUAUAAGAUAUGUAAUAGAAUUAUGAUACAAAUAUCCUCUAUGGAAUUUGCAUAACCUCUAAACCAAGAAAAUGAUGAAAAGCCCCCAUAUCUAACAUCUCGAAUUUGUUUUGCAUUUUUUCUUCUAACUCAAGAAUUGAUGAGCUUGUGUAGAUUGAAUCAUCAACAUACAAGCAUACGAUAACUGGAUUUGUUGACAUAAAGAAUAGGUUCUUUUAUGCUUUUCACAUACCUGUCUGCUUGAAAGUGGUUGUCAAUUAUGUUGUACCAUUCCCUCGGAGCUUACUUUAAGCUAUACGAUGCUUGAUGCUUGAUGCUUUAUGCAACAUGUAUACUUUUUUUUCCCUUCACAUCGAACCCAUGUGGUUAAACAUUAACUUGUGCCCCGACAAAUAAUGCUGUGUUAGAAGUUACAAAACGUUUCAUGAGUCUUGUAACAGGUUCACUCAAGGAUGCCCCUUAUGGUUAUGGAGACAUAGUUAUAUUUGGGAAUGGUAAACGAAUGAAAAUCGAUGAUUUUCAAGAACUCAGUCAAGUGUUUCUUGAAAGCCGCGUAUCUGCUCUUGCUGCAUCUUUGUCUCCAACUUCUGGUUGGAGAAGCAAGGCAGAAUCAAUGAAACGUUUGCUGAAAUCCCCGAAAGAUGAAUACAAUUUGUACUUACGCGAGUUUGAGACCAGGGAUGUUAGGAAGGAAAAGGUGAUUGAAAAAAAAUUAUCUUAUAAUGACUUUGUCACAAAAAGAUUACAUGUUCUUGCAGAAAAACUGACAACUAUGGUUAGGAACUUGUACACACACAUGCCAACUUCUUUUGUUAGUUUACAACUGGCAAAGAAAAUGAUGAGAGUUAUCAGCUUGGUUCAAUCGGUCGAUAUUCCCGUUAUCAAUCGGCUUGGCGUUUCUGAAGAAACAGCGGUCACGAAGGAGUUCCUUCAAAUAGGCGAGGAAGUCCUUCGUGAAACCGUUUCUUUCCCUAUAUUCACCGAUCAUCAAGUAAUUGGAAAUUUUUGUUUGAAAAAUGCAUGUUUGGUGUUCUGCACUGCCUCGAGCUCAAGUAGAUUGCUCACCCUUGAUCAGACUAAUGUUGAAUUAUUGGUAGUUGAUGAAGCUGCUCAACUUAGAGAAUGUGAAUCUGUUAUCCCUUUGCAACUCUCUAGUCUUCGUGAUGUUAUACUCAUUGGAGAUGAAAAACAACUUCCUGCUAUGGUUACAAGCAAGAUAUGUGAGAAGGCGGAGUUUGGAAGGAGUUUAUUUGAGAGAUUAGUGUCGUUAAAACACUCGACACACUUACUAAAUGUCCAGUAUAGAAUGCAUCCUAUGAUAAGCUUGUUUCCAAACCAAAAAUUCUAUGGGAAUAAGCUGCUUAACGGUCCAAAUGUACAAGAAAAUAGCUAUGAAAAACAGUUUCUUGACGGACGCAUGUUUGGAGCAUACUCUUUUAUUCAUUUAGCCCAUGGGAAAGUCGAGUAUGACCAAACUAAUAGUAGGAGAAACAUGGUGGAAGUAGCUGUCAUUGUUGAGCUACUCACAAAGCUUCAUAAAGAAUCUUUCAAGAAAAACCAAAAGAUUAGUGUCGGUUGCAUUGCACCAUACAAAGCUCAAGUUACAGCAAUACAAGAAAAACUUGGAAACAUUUAUCAAACUAGAGAAGCAGGAGGUGACUUUUCGGUGAAGGUUGGAACCGUUGAUGGAUUCCAAGGUUGUGAAGAAGAUGUGAUAAUCAUAUCAACUGUGACUGGUGUCGGGAGUGAAUUGAUUGGUUUUCUUGGUACACGUCAAAGAGCGAAUGUGGCUCUAACCCGAGCAAGGCACUGCCUGUGGAUACUCGGAAAUGGAGACACUUUGAAGUAUAGCACGCCGGUCUGGAAGCAUUUAGUGGACAACGCCAAGGUUCGUGGUUGUUACCACGAGGCUGACCAGGACGAGUGUUUGAGUCGAUUGAUCACAAAGACCUUAGUCGAGCAUUGUAGUGAUGAAACAUUGAACCGCUGCAAAGGAAAGCACCACGAUGAAAGGAAUUCAGAGGUUCCAAAGAUUCAACCGAAGGUGUUAGAGAAAGGGUCCUUGUCAAAUCAAUUUGCUGCAAUGAGUUUUACAAAGACCUCAGUCGAGCAUAGUAGUGAUGAAACAUUGAACAGUUGCAAAGGAAAGCACCAUGCUGAAAGGAAUUUAGAGGUUCCAAAGAUUCGGACGAAGCCGCUAGAGAAAGGGUCCUCAUCAAAUCAAUUUGUUGCAGUGAGUUCUACAAAAGAAGUGGGAUCUUCUUCUUCAUUAUCGCCAUCGGGGUCAACCAAAACAAGUGGUUAUACUUGUCAAAUAUUAUAAUUUGUAUGAAAAUGUUACGAGGCUUGUAUGAAUUAUGAAAAACCCAGCUCAUAAGCUGGUACGUUUGUAUUUAUGUGAUGCUAGAUUGUGAUCAGUUCUGUAUAAACAUAAUGGAAAACAUAUAGAAAUACCCGUAAUCGCAGACAGA
Helianthus annuus (common sunflower) is the source of this 2479-nucleotide messenger RNA. Its product is annotated as probable helicase MAGATAMA 3. The coding region runs from base 433 to 2331 and encodes 632 amino acids. NCBI's taxonomy places the organism in Eukaryota, Viridiplantae, Streptophyta, Magnoliopsida, Asterales, Asteraceae. The transcript is spliced from 6 exons. Gene Ontology annotation, molecular function: helicase activity. The record is from RefSeq and is a predicted model, not a curated record.